This is a messenger RNA of Cynara cardunculus var. scolymus (artichoke), 703 nucleotides long. RefSeq lists its product as uncharacterized. NCBI's taxonomy places the organism in Eukaryota, Viridiplantae, Streptophyta, Magnoliopsida, Asterales, Asteraceae. The transcript is spliced from 3 exons. The record is from RefSeq and is a predicted model, not a curated record. The coding region runs from base 83 to 436 and encodes 117 amino acids.
GGAUUGUUUUGUUUGGCCGUCACAGAGGGUUCCGACUUCCGACUUUCACUCCUCACUUGCGAAAACCAGAGAUUUUGAAGAAAUGGCGUGGAGGCAAACGCAAUUGCUGAACCGAAACAUAUUCUCAUCAUUUCCUUCCAAUUCGAAUGUUUUCUUUGCAAGAUAUUCUUCCAAAUCAAAUCUCUACCCUCUGAAGGUUGGUAUACCUGAGUUCUUGAAUGGAAUAGGGAACGGAGUAGAGACUUAUGCAGAAAAGCUCGAAUCUGAAUUUGGCGAUUUACAGAAUCUCCUUGUUGCUCGUGGUUUGAAGCUGAAGAAACUCAAUGUUGGAGGCGAUCCAAAAGUUUGCAAACAUAGGAAGCUGAUAUUGAAGUAUGCCCAUAAGUAUAGGCUGGGACUUUGGAGGCCUCGGAUCGAACCUCCGAAAACGAAAUAAAUGAAAAAAGCUCCAUUAGAGACUACUACUUGAGACUCCAACCUAGCAAUCUUAGUUUGUUUUCUUUACCUCCUCCAUUGAGGGAAUUUAUAAAGGAGGUUUUGCAAUUUCCAACCAUUCUGUGAUCUACAUGAAUCAAUUUUGCUGCAUUUGAUCUUCCACAGGUUUUCAACAUAUCGAAACACUGUCUAAUAGUGUGAAUUGUGUUUGAAUCAGAACUGAAAAAUAGAAGGUAACGGAUGUAAACCGGUUUGGUUUCGGUUAAAA